Aspergillus melleus is the source of this 801-nucleotide messenger RNA. RefSeq names its product defective in cullin neddylation 1 family protein (gene DCN1). Gene Ontology annotation, molecular function: ubiquitin conjugating enzyme binding; ubiquitin-like protein binding; cullin family protein binding. The record is from RefSeq and is a predicted model, not a curated record. Bases 1 to 801 code for a protein of 266 amino acids. The transcript is spliced from 5 exons. Gene Ontology annotation, cellular component: ubiquitin ligase complex. Gene Ontology annotation, biological process: positive regulation of ubiquitin-protein transferase activity; protein neddylation. NCBI's taxonomy places the organism in Eukaryota, Fungi, Ascomycota, Eurotiomycetes, Eurotiales, Aspergillaceae.
AUGCCUCCAUACUCCAGCGCGCAGAAGCAACAGAUCGCGCAGUUCAUGGGCUUCACACAGGCCAAGGAUACAGUAGCUGCCAAGUUCCUGAAAUCGGCAAGAUGGAAUGUCGAAGAAGCAAUUGAUGCAUACUUCCAGAGCCCCCAAGGAGGUGGUGCCAGCACCUCUGCUAUUAACAAAAUCUUCGACAGCUACCGAGACGAACCGGCCGAAAGCCCUGACACCAUCGGCAUCGAUGGCGCGAUGAAGUUCUUCGGUGAUAUCCAGGUGCAGCUGGACGAGGUGACUUGUCUGGGGAUCGCCGAGCUCCUUAAAUCGCCUUCUAUGGGAGAGUUUACUCGAGAGGGCUUCUUGAAUGGAUGGAGAGCUGUCGGCUGCGACACGCUCGACAAAAUGACCACCCACGCAUCCGACAUCCGCGCCCGCAUCCCCACCCAACCGGACCUCUUCCGACGGGUAUACCGCUACACGUUCCCGCUCUGCCGCAUGCAAGGCCAACGCAACCUACCAUUCGAAAUCGCCGCCGAGCAAUGGAGCCUGUUCUUCACGCCGUCGAACGGCGGCAUCGAAUGGAACACGGCGACCACGCCGUGGCUAGACUGGUGGGUUGAGUUCCUGGAAGAGCGCGGCAAGAAGCCCGUCAACAAGGACCUGUGGGAGCAAGUGGAGGUGUUUAUGCGGAAGACGCGUGAGGAUGAGGCCUUUGGGUGGUGGCGCGAGGAUGGGGCGUGGCCUGGCGCGUUGGAUGAGUUUGUGGCGUGGGUGGGGAAGAAGAGGGACGGGGGGAUGGAGGUUGAGUAA